CUAAAUAAACUUGUUUUUAAAAAAACACCAUUGUUUAAAAAAUAAUAAUAAUCUUUUGCGCUUGUUUGGGUAGAGAUUUCUAGUUGAUAUAAACAAAUAAAUGAUGUUUAAUUUAAUAAAUAAGGUAUGUAGAGUUACCUGAUCUAGAAGUGGCACAAGGAAACUAAAAGAGAAGUUUCGCUUAGAAUAAUAACUACAGGAACUCUCAGAGAAGUAAUUCCUCUUUCAACAAGACAGAAAAGUUGAUUUUACAAAAAUCUGAUAUCUUUCUUCAACUUGUCAUUGUCAAGCAUUAAGUCAUCAUGAAAACAAUAACAAUAGACCAACCGAUAAACUUACAAGUAGUGAAGUUGGAACUUGACUUCUCAUCGUUUUAUGAACCAAAACCGAAGCCCAAGAAAAAGACCUGCAAGGAAAUUCGAAUACCGAAAGUGAACUUCAGACAGAAACAAAUAAACAUACCUCCGCCGCCACCACUCAAAAAUUGUCAACAGAAACAAGACGUGAAAGAUUUAAUAGAAGCGUUAUUAAAUGAUAUCUACUCUGAUCGACAUGACUGGGCGAGUACCAGUGCCAUGGGAUAUAGCGUGGGAUCUACGGCGGCGUCCAUCUCAUCGGCACACUCAAACUGCGGGGAGAAAACUAUUGCUAUCGAACGUAGUUAUUUGGAAUCGUUAGCCAUUCACGAGCUAAGAGAGCAAGUUGCGGAAUGGAAAAGCUGUUUGCAAGUAGCGGGCGAAAGCUUAGCGAGAUGCUUGCGUGCACGAGACCGUCUUUACCGACAACAAAAGAAGCUUUGCGCCGCUUUUACGAUUCUACUGCGUCACAUCACUGGCGACACGAACGCUCGUUUCGGAGUGCCGUCGGGCGCGGAGGGCCCCGGCGAAGGAGGCUUCGCGGAGUGGCUGCACGCCAUGCGCCUCGUCGCGCGCCUGCCCGCCGGUGUGCCGCAGCACUUCCGAAGAAAGCUAUGGCAGACGUUAGCAGAGCGGCACUUGACCGCCCGGGGCGUCGACUGGCCGAGCGCCGAGCGCGCGUGCUUCCGCGGCACCGCCCAGCCCGACGACACUGAACUCAGUGCUCAGAUACUUAAGGAUCUACACAGAACGGGCUGUUCUCUAUUUUGCGGAGCGGAGGGUCGGGAGAACCAGGCGAUGCUGCGCCGAGUGUUGUUGGCUUAUGCUAGAUGGAAUAAGGAUGUCGGGUACUGCCAAGGUUUUAAUAUGUUAGCAGCUAUAAUUUUAGAAGUUAUGGAGAAAUCUGAAUCUGAUUCGUUAAAGGUUAUGGUAUAUUUAGUAGAAGCCGUGUUGCCUGAAGGAUACUUCGCUGAUGACCUGCGCGGUCUAUCUGCCGACAUGGCCGCUUUCAGAGACCUAUUAAGACUAAGACUGCCCCGCCUAGCUCAACACAUGGAUCAUUUGCAAAGGAUAUCAGACGGUGGAGGCGUAGAGCCUCCUUUACCUGAUGUGUUCACAAUGCAAUGGUUCCUCACUCUGUACGCCACGUGGUUACCGCGAGAGUCCCUGCUGAGGAUCUGGGACCUGAUCCUGCUGGACGGCAACGAAAUCCUGCUACUGACUGCCCUGGCUAUUUGGGAUAUGCUUCAAGACCGUAUUCUAUCAGCGCGUUCUGCGGAUGAGUUCUACAGCUGUAUGGGCGGCGGGGUUGGUGCUGUGUGGGAGGCGGGCGAGUCGCUGGUGGCCCGAGUGGUCGCCUUCAAUUCCGCGCCCGAGCUGCCGCGGCUGAGGAGUCUGCAUCGAUACAGAGUAGCUCCGCCUGCGCCGCCCAACGCUCCGCCUGUUUUCCAUCCACCCUUACAGUCUGCGGUGCAGUCUGUAACAAAACGAGGGUUACGUCUUUUUUAUUCUGAAGAUGAAGGCGACUCCAGUGACGACGGGAACAAAAUGGCUUUGGCUACGGUUAUUCCCAGACGCGAAGACCGUACCGGGGCUGGUGAUAGACUAUCGUUGGACAUCGGUGCACUGAAGAGGCAAUACGCUCGCCUUCGAGAACGACAACGUCAAGCUCAUGUUAUACUAGCGGCUGCGUGUGCACGUCAUGCAGCAGUCGGUGUUCCUACUUCACCCACAUCGCUCACAGUCAACAAUCUACUCUUAGGAAAGAGUGCUAUAGUCAGUUCAAGAGGACGAAGGCUAGGUCCUCCUCCGGGCGCUAUACCACCAUCCCGACAAACAACACCUAUAAAAGAAAAGGAAGAACAUAAACGAACAAUUAUGGAUGACACUAUUAGCUGGGAAGAAGAGAAAACACGGAAAUCGAUAAAUAGAAGAAAUUCUGUGAAAUGGAAAGAUAUUAAAAAAGAAAAAAUAUUAGAACUUUCAAGAAAAGCUUCGAUAGAUUUAGAUGAAAUUGGUGACGGGGUAAUUGUUUCUGAACUAGAAGCUAAUGAAAUGAUAGCUUCAAUCCGUUCUCGUAGCUGUAGUGAAAGCUCGUCAUACUCUUCACGGUCAGAGUCAAGUACAGAUACAAGUCUUUGUGACGAAAAUGAGAAAGCCAGUGAUUCUGACCAAGAUUUACCGAAAGAUGACAAAGAAGGUAAAAACCAAACCUCCAAAAACAAGAAACACUCUUCAGCCAUUCCAAAUAUUGCAACAAAAAAAGAAAAUAAAUCUAGCCCUCCGAGUAGUGUUAAAGAGCCUGCGAAUUUGGGUUCAUCCACAAUUCAAAAUAAUAAUGAACAGGAAGAAAAAACUGUAAAAGAUAUUACUGAAUAUCUAGAUACAGCUGCUGGUGAACCAUUGCGUAUAUAUAUAGACGGUUUUGAAUCAAAGUUAAAAGAUAGCCAAGUUAUGGGUAGUGAGGUAAAAUCUGGCGCUCCUUUAAGUCCAUUUAAAUGUGUUCGUCAUCAUCGUACAGAGUAUGAAAGAAAUGAGCCUUUUCAUCGACCAGAUUAUGAAGAAAGAAGAAAGUCAAUACCAAAAUGUAAAAAUGUAAUGGAGCUAGGUGCAAUCGAUUUAUCUCCUUGCCAUUGUGUUGUUGAAUAUGGAACAUCAUACCCAGCUGAUAGACGACCAUCUUCAUCUAAACCAAUCACUUUGACUUCAAGGCCGCCUGAUAUAAUCGACAGCUUUGCAAUGUAUCCUAACUUUGUUCCUGAUAUAGAUUUAUCUGAUAAAUGUAUUUCAGAUGAUAGUGCACCAGAAAGUCCUGGAUCUGAAAGUCUUAUUGUAAGUGAAGACGAACCUCCGAUUCAAUUGAAAAUUGACAAAUACUUUGAACAUAGUCCUGAGUUUUUUGGGGCACGAUUGACAGAUCCUUAUAAUUUCGAUAUUCCAAGUAGACGUGCUAUCAAAAGAAAUUCGCGAUUACCAAAAAAACCAGACUCACUAACUUUGCAAAACAAUCAUAAUGAAAAAACCUUGAAAAACGAUACCGAACGAGCUUCUUCUUUACCGCAAACUCAUAGUUUUGUUUGUAAAAAAUCAGUUAGUCCAGAGGCAAAAGACGAAAAGACGAUUGUAACAAAAAUUACAGACAUUGAAAUUGAAGAAUUUAACAAAAACAAAAAUAUAUCUGACGAUAUUGUGCAAGUGACGUUGGAAGAUACAUCUUCAGAUAAAGAUACACAUCCUUCUAAAGAAUAUGUUGUACGUUCUGGCCGAAAAAAUAGCGAAAGAGCUCUGCAAAUAAUACAAGAAAACUCACAAAUAUUAAGCCGAAUAUUAACAAAACAAAACAUUUCAGCCACUCUUAACAGUCAGUUGCAAGACAAGAAAAGUACAGAAAAUAUAGUGGAUAAAAAAAAUAAAGACAGUGCCGUUUUCACUAAACCUUCUGAAACAAAAGUACUUGAUUCACCUUUGCUUAAAGAAUCGACAUCCGAUUCAUUGAUUGGUUGCAUAAAAAGGACACCUAAAGACGAACAAUCCGAUAAGUCAGAGUUUCUCAAAAUUAGACCUAUUUCGAUUGACGACCCAUUCUCGCUUGAAGUUCGCAAUUCUCUAAUAGGAUCUGAUGAAUUUCCACUAAAAAAUAUAAAGACACCUAGUAUUGAAAGUCUCGGCAACAAAACUGAUUUUUAUGGUUGGGAAAAUAAGGGAUUUUUAGCAAAAUGUGAUUACAAAAGUAAGCAAACAGAAAAAGAUAACCAUGAUGAUGAAUACAUAAGAAAAAAUAGUAAUACAUCAAUGUCUAGUGAUUUACAAAACAAGAUCCUACGUACUACUGACGAAUGGGCACGAUAUUCUUUUCCCAGUGAUUCAUCAAAAAUAUCUGUUACACAACCUUCUUCAGAAAUAAAAGAUACGUCUACGUAUGAAAAGCUAUUUACUUCAGAUGAUUACAAUUACCCUCUAUCAACUUCAACGAAAUACGAUUACCGUUCAUCAAAAUCAGGUGACGUUAUAUGCAAAAUAGAAGAUCAAAGUCCGAAAAUUUUCGAUAACAUGCUAAAAACAGAUUGUAGCGUUAAUACAUUCAGUGAUUUUUCUAACAGAGUGACAUCCUCUAUUAGCUUCACAUGUGAACCAUCAGUAGAUGAUGAUUCCCCAAUGGGUGCGAAGAGUAAUUCUAGUGAUACAUUAUGCCAAAUUACGUCAUUAGACCAAAUAUCUACACCAAUAUCACCGAAGUAUUUCCCGAACAGAGAAACUCCAACACUGCCUAAAGAUCCUAUGGAUAGAAGUGAAAAAAUUAAAUUUGAAUCAGACGACACAUCGAGUGCUAUAACAUCACUCCUAGAGACGGACACAUUGUCUUCGCUUUCAUAUCCACGUAGUCCUUCAACCGGUUCUUUCCACCCGUUUCCAACUCGGCCAGCAAUGCGUUUGCCAAAGGACUUAGGCGUAAGAUUAGGUAUGUAUCCAAAAGAGACAGUGAGUUCCCCUCAAAAAUAAGCAAGUACCGACGAUGACAACUUUGUUUUAUAUUUUCAUGUUGUAAACGAAUAUCAUUUUAUUAAGUAUUUGAUACGCAUUUUUGUUGGAGUGCGUCAUAGUUUAAAUAUUUAGAUAAGAUUUUUGACUGAUUUAUUUUAUUGAUUGUUGUAAUGCCCAGCCAGUGUUUUGGUAAAUAAUAUAAUUAGCGCUGUAAUUUUUAUUAUAAGACUUAAAACAUGUUGUUUAUAAUAUGAAAUUCGCUUUAUGGCUAAUUUGGAAUACGAGCAGCUUCAUAAUAGUUUGUAAUAAUGUUAAAAAAGAGGAUAAAAAUCUGAAGCAAUCCGUAUUCUAUCUCAGCUUUAAAUAUUGUAGGGAAAAGAAAGUAAACACGUUGCCUUGACACCACUGUAAUGUUAUGAAAAUUCUGCGCAAUAUUUGUACUAAGAUAAUAUAUGUAAUAGUUAACUUGUUUCAAGUCAAUACAAUUCCUGGCAAUUAACUAUUUAUAUACGGCCCUAGAGAAAAUAUUCUAUCUUCGCAAAUUAAUAGGCAGAAUAUUAAAAGAUAAUAAAAUUAUUUAUUAUACGACAAUAUUGACAAAAAAUAAAUACGAUUUGCAAC
Molecule: messenger RNA, 5459 nt
Organism: Bicyclus anynana (squinting bush brown)
Lineage: Eukaryota; Metazoa; Arthropoda; Insecta; Lepidoptera; Nymphalidae
Exons: 15
Coding region: 303-4856 (1517 amino acids)
Cellular component (GO): endoplasmic reticulum
Source: RefSeq, a predicted model, not a curated record